UGGCGCGCUCCUAGUUCCCUGUAGGUCGCGUUAAAGUCAUGCUGCCGUUGGUGUUUGUGGUGUCGAUCGCGGUUUUGAUCAUACUUGUCCUGUACGACUGGCGAUUGCGUCAAAGUGACGCCUACCGAGCGGCUCUGCAAUAUCCCGGAGGGGUGAUGCUCCCUUUGCUGGGGAACAUACUGGAGGUGCUGGUCAAGGAUCCGAUGCAGGCGUUCAGCUAUGCGCGAUCAAGUGCCCAGAAGUUUGGACGAUCGUACCGUCAGUGGAUCUUUGGGGAUGUGGUUCUGAAUAUCAUACGGGUCCGCGAGGCGGAGCUGAUUCUGUCCAGUACGAAGCACACUCGGAAGAGCAUCAUCUAUCGGUUCCUGGCUCCGCUGAUGGGCGAUGGAUUGCUGUGCAGCAAGGGUAGCAAGUGGCAGACUCGGCGCAAGAUACUGACCCCGGCGUUCCAUUUCAACAUCCUGAACAAUUUUCUUCAGGUGUUUCAGGAGGAGGCAGGCAAGUUGGUUGGGGUGUUGAAUGAAUUCGCCAAUUCAGGGGAGGAUGUUGUGCUGCAGUCGAUCGUGACCAGGUUCACGCUGAAUACGAUCUGCGAGACGGCGAUGGGUGUCAAGUUGGAUUCGUACAAGGACGCAGAUAAGUACCGGUCGCAGGUCUACGAAGUGGGUGAGAUGUUGGUUCACCGGACGAUGACUCCGUGGCUAUACGAUGACGGGAUGUACAAUCUGUUUGGUUACCUCAAGCCGCUGGAGGAUGCGAUCGUACCGAUCCAUGACUUCACCCGCAGUAUCAUCCGACAGAAGCGGGAACAGUUAAAGCAGCAUUCUACAUUGGAAAGUCUGAUGGCGGAUAGAAUAUACGGAUCAAAGCAACGGUACGCCAUGUUGAACACACUUCUGAUGGCGGAAGCGAAUGAAGCCAUCGACGAAGAAGGAAUACGGGAAGAAGUUGACACGUUCAUGUUCGAAGGUCAUGAUACAACGGCAGCGGGUUUAAUUUUCGCGAUCCUGUUGAUGGCUACCGAGCAGGAAGCUCAACAGCGAGUCUACCACGAGUUAACGAAGGCUCGCUGUGCAAAGUCGGAACACGAAGAAUUCACCAUUGCCGAUUACAACAAUCUGAAGUACUUGGAUCGCUUCGUGAAGGAAGCUCUUCGGCUGUAUCCACCGGUGGCUUUCAUCUCGCGAAGUCUUUCCGGACCGUUGAAUGUUGGCUCUACCACCUUCCCGCACGGGACGAUCACCCACAUCCACAUCUAUGACCUGCAUCGGGAUCCGGAGCAGUUUCCCGAUCCGGAACGGUUCGAUCCGGAUCGGUUCCUACCGGAAGUCGCCGCCAAGCGUAACCCGUACGCCUACGUCCCGUUCAGUGCCGGGCCCAGGAACUGUAUCGGCCAGAAGUACGCCCUGCUGGAGAUGAAAACCGUACUUUGCGCUCUGCUGGUCAACUAUCGCAUUCUACCGGUGACCACACGUGAGGAGGUGGUCUUCAUGGCAGAUCUCGUGCUCCGGGCGAAAACGCCGAUCAAAGUCCGGUUGGCAAAACGGGAAGCCACCAGCACUAUGCGUAGCCAGUAAAUAUUACAGCAAACCGACGGUCCAGAACAAAAUAAACAUAAACAUAUGUUGAUAAUCUUAUUCGCCUUGCUUAUCUCUCGCAUUCUUUCAUAAUUUA
This is a messenger RNA of Ochlerotatus camptorhynchus, 1674 nucleotides long. Its product is annotated as probable cytochrome P450 4ac1. Gene Ontology annotation, molecular function: oxidoreductase activity, acting on paired donors, with incorporation or reduction of molecular oxygen; iron ion binding; monooxygenase activity. The record is from RefSeq and is a predicted model, not a curated record. The coding region runs from base 39 to 1577 and encodes 512 amino acids. The transcript is spliced from 4 exons. Lineage: Eukaryota; Metazoa; Arthropoda; Insecta; Diptera; Culicidae.